AUGACAAGAGAAAUUGGGGAGAUAAUUAACCCUGUCUACCAUAUUAGAGAAAUUGAGGGUCGUAGAGUCCAAUGGCCAAUAGGAGUUUCGCCAUACUACUCAGGUUGGUUGUCUUCUUUUAUGACCGCAGAAAGGGAUGCCACCGGAGGUCAAUGUCUCUACCCGUUGCACCGUUGUAAAACUCUUCACCUGGUAAGGCAUGCCCAAGGGAUUCACAACGUGGAAGGGGAGAAGGACCACAAUGCAUACUUAUCUUAUGAUCUUUUUGAUGCACACCUUACCCCUUUUGGCUGGAAGCAGGUUGAUAAUCUGCGUACGCAUGUUCAAGCAAGUGGACUUUCCAAAAGAAUUGAUUUAAUCAUUGUUUCCCCUUUGUUAAGGACUAUGCAAACAGCAGUUGGAGUCUUUGCUGGUGAAGCAUAUACAGAUGGGGUAAAUGUGCCUCCUGGCCCUCCUCUAAUUGUUGCAAAUACGGGGAACAGUGACCAUCCAGCAAUUUCAAGCCUAAAUUGCCCACCAUUUUUAGCAGUAGAGCUUUGCCGAGAAAGUUUGGGUGUUCGUCCAUGUGAUAAGAGAAGGAGCAUUAGGGAAUAUCGCCCUCUUUUUCCUGCAAUUGAUUUUUCACUGAUAGAAAGUGAUGAUGACAUUUUGUGGAAGACUGACAUUAGAGAGAAGAAUGAAGAAAUUUCUGCCAGGGGAAUGAAGUUUUUGAAAUGGUUGUGGACACGUGAAGAGAAGGAGAUUGCAAUCGUCACACACAGCGCAUUCUUGCUUCAUACCCUAAGUGCUUUCGGAAAUGAUUGUCAUCCGUAUGUGAAGAGUGAAAUAUGCGCACCUUUUGCGAAUUGUGAGCUUCGGUCAGUUGUCAUCAUUGAUAGGAGCCUGAAUGCAUCAGCUUCCUCAACGACUAACUAUCCUGGAAAAAUCUCUCAUGGACUUGAUCUUCCCAGUGAUGUUGCAACUGAGAAGCAUCCAGAGAAAUGAGUGACUAACUAACUCUAAGCCUAUAACUAUGCUCAUGUUGAAGAUAAAGAGACUGUUGAAGAUGAAGAAGCUCACGUAGUUUACAUUUGUAAAGCUUUUAAUUCUAGUGGUCAGAAAGAGUGAUGUUAAAUUUGUAACGUUUAGUAUUUGUAAAGUCUUUUAACUUUUGUAACGUUUAGCAUUUGUAAAGUCAUAUU
Molecule: messenger RNA, 1181 nt
Organism: Alnus glutinosa
Lineage: Eukaryota; Viridiplantae; Streptophyta; Magnoliopsida; Fagales; Betulaceae
Product: phosphoglycerate mutase-like protein 1
Exons: 10
Coding region: 1-984 (327 amino acids)
Cellular component (GO): cytoplasm
Molecular function (GO): phosphatase activity
Source: RefSeq, a predicted model, not a curated record